Molecule: messenger RNA, 762 nt
Organism: Gastrolobium bilobum
Lineage: Eukaryota; Viridiplantae; Streptophyta; Magnoliopsida; Fabales; Fabaceae
Product: protein Ycf2-like
Exons: 1
Coding region: 1-762 (253 amino acids)
Source: RefSeq, a predicted model, not a curated record
AUGAAUAAAUUAACGAUACUUCUUUAUCUUUUGAGUUGUUCUGCCGGAUCGGUCGCUCAAGACCUUUGGUCUCUACCCCGACCUGAUGAAAAAAAUGGGAUCAUUUCUUAUGGGCUCAUUGAGAAUGAUUUUGAUCUAGUUCAUGGCCUAUUAGAAGUAGAGGGCGCUCUGGUGGGAUCCUUACGGACAGAAAAAGAUUGCAGUCAAUUUGCUAAUGAUCGAGUGACAUUGCUUCUUCGGCUCGAACCAAGGAAUCCCUUAAAUACGAUUCAAAAUGGAUCUUGUUCUAUCGUUGAUCAAAGAUUUCUCUAUGAAAAAUAUGAAUCGGAGUUUGAAGAAGGGGAAGGAGUCCUCGACCCCCAACAGAUAGAGGAGGAUUUAUUCAAUCACAUAGUUUGGGCUCCUAGAAUAUGGCGCCCUUGGGGCUUUCUAUUUGAUUGUAUCGAAAGGCCCAAUGAAUUGGGAUUUCCCUAUUGGGCCGGGUCAUUUCGGGGCAAGCAGAUCAUUUAUGAUGAAGAGGAUGAGCUUCAAGAGAAUGAUUCGGAGUUCUUGCAGGGUGGAACCGUGCAGUACCAGACACGAGAUAGAUCUUCCAAAGAACAAGGCUUUUUUGGAAUAAGUCAAUUCAUUUGGGAACCCUCGGAUCCACUCUUUUUCCUAUUCAAAGAUCAGCCUUUUGUCUCUGUGUUUUCACAUUUUCUUAACAAAAGUUGUUUGUUUCAAUUCUACUUCUCCUCUAUACCUAAUCCACUUGCAUCAUAA